Messenger RNA from Sinocyclocheilus grahami, 756 nucleotides. RefSeq lists its product as uncharacterized. Gene Ontology annotation, molecular function: GTP binding. The transcript is spliced from 3 exons. NCBI's taxonomy places the organism in Eukaryota, Metazoa, Chordata, Actinopteri, Cypriniformes, Cyprinidae. The record is from RefSeq and is a predicted model, not a curated record. Bases 1 to 756 code for a protein of 251 amino acids.
AUGGCGAUUUUCUUGCUGUUAUCUAAAACCAAAAUCUGUGCAGCAGCACAUACGGAAGUGGGCAGACGAAGAAUCAAUGUGAUCGACACUGUAGGACUCUCUGAUACAAAAGUGAAGAUUACAGAUCUUCAGACCAAAAUAGAGCAGAUAUUUGAUUGUGCACACGAUGGUGUUGACGUGUUUCUGCUGGUGAUCAGACUGGGUGUUAAAUUUACAGAGGAGGUCAUUACAGCGAUGAAAUGGAUCCAGGAUCAUUUUGGAGCAAAAGUCUUAAAACACACAAUAGUGCUCUAUACGCAUGCAGAUCAGUUACAGGAGACAGUAGAAGAUCAUCUGGGAGAAUGUCAAACACUGCGAUCACUCGUUGAUCAGUGUUCAGGAGGAUUUCAUGUUUUUAACAACAAAGAUGAAGAUCCAUCUCAAGUCACUGAGCUUCUGGACAAGAUAAACAGACUGAGGAUGACGAAUGUGUACAAGAGAUACAAUGAGCAGGACUAUAAAGAGACACAGGAUAAAAUCCUAAUCAGAAAAUAUGUUACUGGAGCAAAAAUAGGAGGAGGAGCAGGUAUAUUUUUAGGAGCAGUAGCUUCUGAAGUAGGAGCAGGUGAAUUAACUACAUGGAAAGCAGCAGCAGUAGGAGCACUAGGAGGUGUGGUUAUAGGAGCAGCAGCAGCUUGGUUGUCAAAGUGUGACCUAGGGGUCACUGCCAGGGAACUUUACCACAAUGUCAAGAGGAUGGCAAGAAUUUAUAGCUAA